CCGAGGGGGUCGGGCCCCGCCGGCCGGCCCGGUCGCUUAAAUGCAGCCCCUGGGACACCGGCUCCUCUCUGAUGAGACCGCUCCAGGGCUGCCGGGGACGGGGAGUCGUCGUGGGGACCGUCACCCUCUGCCUGGCCGCCGGGUGGGCUCUGCAGACUCCUGGAGGAGUAUCGUUAGUUGUCCCACAGCCCAACAUCAACGCAACAGUGGCACAAAACAUCUUGCUCUCCGUUGAAUACUUUUGCAGAGGUGUUGCCACCAUCGAGUGGAAGCACGUGUCGAGCUGGGGCACCACCAAAAUCGCUGAGUGGAAAAGUGGGAAUUAUGUCAACAUAUCCACGGUGUACAAGGGCAGAGUGACUACUUUUGAAAAUGGCUCUCUACAGCUUCUGAACGUGGGCAUGAGAGAUGCAGGCUACUAUUUCAUCACUGUAACGGAGGAGUAUGGAACCAACACCUACGGCACCAUCAUAGUUAAUGUUUAUGAGAUUAUCUAUGAAGAUUUACAUUUUGUAGCAGUUGUCUUUGCAUUUCUCGCUGCAGUAUCUGCCAUUUUGAUCUGCUUCAUGUGGCUGUGUAAUAAAUCUCUGCAUCUAUUUCAGAAGAAGACAACACACAAGCUAACAGCAAGUACAACUGAAGAGAUUGAACUGGAAACCAUUGAGUGUUAGCCAAGGACUGUCUCAUAACAAAAAUAACAAUUCUACCUCAGGAGAAAAUAUUGGCAAGGGAAGCAAGAAGAAACCUAAAAGGUAAAACGUUUGUGACUACUGUAGGAACAUCCUGACUGGCAAAUUAAUCAGACAUGAACUCAGCAGUGACUGAUGGAGAUGUUUUGACCUGUUCAGAAUUUGGCUCUGCUAGCUAAGGUCAACGUAAAAAAGAAUACGCUUUCACGCUGAGCACGAACGCAUUUUUGUGGCUAACUAAUAAAAUCUACAGCCUUUACCACUCUUAAAAAUAACCAACCAACCAAGCAAGCCUCUAAGAUCAACCCAUAAAGGAAAUGAUCAUGGCCUUUCCACCUGUAUUUUGGCUACAGCAAGUCUCCUAUUAGAGACAGAGCAGCCAUUAGUACCCUUCAACAUAAUUAAUUUAAUGUCUAAUUACAGUAUUACAUUAAAAAAUUAAUUGCAAGGAUUGGAUCCUGUUUAUUGCACCUAUGCUGCUACUUUGGGGCGUAAGGAAUUUCCCAAAGCUCUGAAGACAAACUGCAAUUCUUUAUGAGACAAAACUGAAACAACACCGAGCUGGUCAAAGUUCUCCCACUUACGUUUCCAAUUGCUUACACCGCCCCGGGAUAUUAACACACAUUUUAUGACAUUGCAAGAGAAGGUUAUGAAAACAAGGAACUACGCACAGGCACUGAGGAGGACGCUGUCUCUACUGAUUAGAGUGGUCUGAUAAAACACUGACACAUCACACCAGCGGGGUGGCUAAAUGCUAAAGAGUUUCAUUGUGGAAGACACCACGUCCUUUGCAAAGUUAGACUACUUGCCAGUGGGCUAUCUGGGAAGGAAAAGUUAAAACAGCAUUGCUUUGUAAUUUAGUAUUUACAAUUAUGGUUCUGAAAUUGCUCUUGUUGAGAAGCCACCAUUGCUCUCCCAUGUUGUAAGGAAACAUGAAGAGAUCUAACUAGUGUUUCCUUGAAUCUCCAUAUUGCACUUACAUUUUCCACCUGCAGAUCUGCCGUGGGGAGUAACAUUUCCUUUUGUGAGUGAGAAAGAACUAAACUGACCGAGCUUCAA
Calidris pugnax (ruff) is the source of this 1748-nucleotide messenger RNA. RefSeq names its product V-set and transmembrane domain containing 5 (gene VSTM5). The record is from RefSeq and is a predicted model, not a curated record. NCBI's taxonomy places the organism in Eukaryota, Metazoa, Chordata, Aves, Charadriiformes, Scolopacidae. Gene Ontology annotation, biological process: positive regulation of excitatory synapse assembly; filopodium assembly. The coding region runs from base 72 to 671 and encodes 199 amino acids. The transcript is spliced from 4 exons. Gene Ontology annotation, cellular component: dendrite; axon; plasma membrane.